AGUCCUAGCCCCGCCCCCUCAGUGACGUGUAGCGGUACCUGCUCCAAGCAAGCCGGGGAGAGAGCCGGAGCUGUGAGUAAUCUAUUCCGGAGCGGAAGGCACUGUCACGGUUGAGAGAAAGGCUGUACCAAGUGCAGGAGGAGUUCGGUAUUUUCCGAGAGCCCAUCGUGACCCCCCCCACCGCGUCACAUUUUCCGCUCCACAAAGGAUUGAACAAAAGAUGAAUUCUGGAGACAUUCUUCUAACGUUUGGCCAGCAGCUGUUCCGUCGCAAAGUCGUGGGAUCUGACAGCAAGGAGAGCAGGCUAUCCCGAUGCCUCAACACCUUUGACUUGGUUGCUUUAGGGGUAGGGAGCACACUUGGAGCCGGAGUUUACGUUCUGGCUGGAGCAGUGGCAAGAGAGAAUGCCGGGCCUGCCAUUGUUCUUUGCUUCCUCAUUGCUGCUUUAGCUUCUGUUCUAGCUGGACUUUGCUAUGGAGAGUUCGGUGCAAGAGUUCCAAAGACUGGCUCUGCCUACCUCUACAGUUAUGUUACAGUCGGGGAGUUCUUGGCCUUUGUUACAGGGUGGAAUUUAAUCCUUUCUUAUGUAAUUGGAACAUCGAGUGUGGCUCGUGCCUGGAGUGCAACAUUUGAUGAUCUUAUUGGCAAACGGAUUGAGGAGUACUGUUUAGCACACAUAUCAAUGAACUUCCCAGGGGUGCUGGCCCGUUAUCCUGACAUAUUUUCUGUCCUUAUAAUUCUGGUGUUAACAGGCCUUUUAUCUUUUGGCGUAAAAGAAUCUGCUCUUGUGAACAAGGUUUUUACUUGCAUCAAUGUCCUUGUUUUGGGAUUUGUCAUCAUCUCUGGCUUUGUGAAAGGGUCCGUAAAAAACUGGCAACUAUCGGAAAACGACUUCAAUGUUACGAAUGUGACUGGCCUUCCCAAUGGAACAAAGGAGCAGGAUUUGAACUACGGUGCUGGUGGAUUUAUGCCAUUUGGAUUUGCCGGGGUUCUCUCUGGGGCAGCCACAUGUUUCUAUGCCUUUGUUGGAUUUGACUGUAUUGCAACUACAGGAGAAGAAGUUAAAAACCCACAGAAAGCCAUUCCAAUAGGAAUAGUUGCUUCUCUCCUGAUAUGUUUUGUGGCAUACUUUGGGGUGUCUGCAGCACUUACACUUAUGAUGCCAUAUUAUUUGUUAAAUAAAGAAAGCCCCUUACCUGUGGCAUUUAACUAUGUUGGAUGGGAUGGUGCAAGGUACGCAGUUGCUGUUGGAUCCCUUUGUGCCCUUUCUACAAGCCUUCUUGGAUCCAUGUUUCCUAUGCCUCGAGUGAUCUUUGCAAUGGCAGAUGACGGGUUACUCUUCAAGUUUCUAGCCAAAGUCAGUGAAAAAACCAAAACCCCAGUAAUAGCAACUCUAACAUCUGGGUCUGUGGCAGCUCUGAUGGCGCUUCUCUUUGAUUUGAAGGACUUGGUAGAUCUUAUGUCUAUUGGAACCCUGCUCGCCUACUCUCUGGUUGCCGCCUGUGUUUUGGUGCUAAGAUAUCAACCAGACCAGCCUAACCUUGCAUACCAGAUGGCAAGCACCAAUGAUGACCCCACUGAACAGACUGAAACAUCUGAAGGAUCCCAAGUUGGUUUUAUAGUGGAGGACAAGUUUACUUUCUCAUUACUGCUCUUUAACCAAAACAGUGAACCUUCCAGGUCAUCUGGCUCUAUCGUAAAUGUGUCCGCUGGACUCAUUGGUUUGCUGGUUAUCGUCUUCUGCUGCCUGGCAGUCUUGGGCCAGAAAUCAAUGCUGAGCGGAGAUCCUUCAAUUCUUGUUCCACUUGCUGUCACUGCUCUCUUAGGUCUGUUCCUCACCAUUGUCAUUUGGCGACAGCCUGAAAGCAAAACAAAACUCUCCUUCAAAGUACCAUUGCUUCCUGUGCUUCCCAUUUUGAGCAUUUUAGUAAACGUGUAUCUGAUGAUGCAGCUAGACAAGGGAACGUGGAUCCGAUUUACAAUUUGGAUGGUAAUAGGGUUGUUUAUAUACUUUGGUUACGGCAUGUGGCAUAGCAGCGAGGCGGCAAGCUCCGAAACAGCGAGCGUUCCCCCAAAUUACAGCCCUUCUGAGGAUGUGCCUGCUGAUGAGACCGAAAAGCAAGUCAUGCUAAAAGGUUCAGCUACUGAAAACUCAAUCACGUGGGAGAUAACAGGAGAAGACUGACCCCUCCUGCGCACUGUUACUGCCAUGUUUCACUUCCUGUACAGAACAAACCCAAAGCUCUCCGCUCCGAGCUUGACUGGUAACUAAACUGUACUUAAAUCUGUUGGAUACAUCCUUACCAGUUGCCUAUCAAUGCUGCUAAUAACUUAUAUCCAAUAUGGGACACUACAUGAGAAGCAGCCCUAAAAUGCUGAAAUAUGUAGAGAAACACAAGCUACAAAGAAACUGGACAACCUUAAUAUCUAUAGCAAACUUGCAGUUGGCAAUACGGCACUAUAUUCUAUAUUAGCGCUUCAUUUUGCUAUUUAAUAUAUUUUUGGUACACACUCGGAAAUGUUCAUCCCAAAGUAAUGGAACAAACAGGGCCCCACCAUCUAUUAUUUUUUUUUUUUCUUUGCUACAGUUCAUUGGUUUCCGAACCAGCGAAUGAAUUUUAUUUUGCAACAAAAUGUCACCAUUUUGGGAGACGGUGCGUGUUUACUGUCGUACGCGUAGCUUUUAUUGAAAGAACAGAUACUUCUUUUUUUUUUUUUUUAAUUAUUUAUUUUUUUGAUACAUUAAACAAUAUUUAAGUGCAGGGCACUUAACCGUUCUCAGUUUUUGGUACUGUGAAUCCCCAGAGGAAAUUGGUUUUUUUUUAAUUUUCCUCUCCUGUUUGGCAUUGCCUCCUUGCAGCCAUCUUGUGAUUGGCAGGCUGGUUUGUAGUUACACAAAGUCAGUAUUGAGGUGUAUGUUUAUGCUGUACAAGUUGACUUAUAACUCCGUGUGCCUUUCAAGUGGUGAAUUGUCGUGCAUGUUGUAGUGUCCGCACUGGAGAUGUUUGUACCAGAGAAAUGGGUUUUUGUAGCUUUGAUCUCAGGUUAUAAUUUAAGUAUUAUGAUCUAUUAUUAUCUAGUGCUGCUCAGGCGCUCGAAACCUGCCCUCAUAUUAUAGUUUAUGGGUUGUUUUUUUUUACUUAUUGGGUCAUUUGUGUAUUUAUUUGCCAUUGGCAGACACUAUUUACCCAUAUUAUGGCUCCACUUUUUAUAUACGUAGUGAUAGUGUCCGGAACACUUAGGCUAACGUUUCAUCAAGCUAUUGCCCCUCACUGUCGGGUCGGAUGUGACCCCGUGUGCAAUUAAAGGGAUUUUCUA
This is a messenger RNA of Xenopus tropicalis (tropical clawed frog), 3318 nucleotides long. RefSeq names its product solute carrier family 7 (cationic amino acid transporter, y+ system), member 1 (gene slc7a1). Bases 221 to 2185 code for a protein of 654 amino acids. Gene Ontology annotation, molecular function: L-arginine transmembrane transporter activity; transmembrane transporter activity. The transcript is spliced from 12 exons. Gene Ontology annotation, biological process: amino acid transport; L-lysine transmembrane transport; transmembrane transport. The record is from RefSeq and is a predicted model, not a curated record. Lineage: Eukaryota; Metazoa; Chordata; Amphibia; Anura; Pipidae. Gene Ontology annotation, cellular component: membrane; plasma membrane.